Molecule: messenger RNA, 3501 nt
Organism: Larimichthys crocea (large yellow croaker)
Lineage: Eukaryota; Metazoa; Chordata; Actinopteri; Sciaenidae
Gene: srpk1b
Product: SRSF protein kinase 1b
Exons: 16
Coding region: 199-2163 (654 amino acids)
Biological process (GO): regulation of mRNA processing; intracellular signal transduction; spliceosomal complex assembly
Cellular component (GO): cytoplasm; nucleus
Molecular function (GO): protein serine/threonine kinase activity; ATP binding
Source: RefSeq, a predicted model, not a curated record
CUCCGCCACAUUUCUGUGCCAAAUGAAUUUCCGCGGUGAUUUGAACGACUGUAACAAGUCACUGAACAGUUAAUGAAAAGUAAAAGUAGACCAUGCGCUCUCGCUGUGUGUGUGUAUGUGUGUUAACGGCAUGCUAGCUGUAGCCUUCAGGCUAGCAUCUGACCGUGGACAAAAAAAAACUUUUAACCAGUACUCGCAAUGCAAGCACGGAAGAAGAGGACAAAGCCCAGGAAACCUGGCAAAAGACCAGAGCCUCAUGGUCGUGGAGGCGGCUCUCAGCCGGGCCAGGCAGACUCUCCACUCCCAGAGCAGGACGAGGAGAUCCUGGGCUCUGAUGACGACGAGCAGGAGGACCCCAAUGACUACUGCAGGGGUGGAUAUCACCAUGUGAAGAUCGGAGAUCUGUUCAACGGGCGAUACCACGUGAUCCGUAAGCUGGGCUGGGGGCACUUCUCCACUGUGUGGUUGGCCUGGGACAUCCAGGAGAAGCGCUUUGUGGCCAUGAAGGUUGUAAAAAGUGCUGAACAUUACACCGAGACAGCUCUGGAUGAGAUCAAGCUGCUCAAAUCUGUGAGAAACACAGAUCCCAGCGACCCCAGCAGAGAGAAAGUGGUUCAGCUUCUAGACGACUUCAAAAUUUCCGGCAUGAAUGGAACUCAUGUGUGCAUGGUAUUUGAGGUGCUAGGAUAUCACCUACUGAAGUGGAUCAUCAAAUCGAAUUAUCAAGGCCUGCCCCUACCCUGUGUUAAAAGCAUUAUACGACAGGUUCUGCAGGGUUUAGACUACCUCCACACCAAGUGUAAGAUCAUCCACACAGACAUCAAACCAGAGAACAUCCUGCUGACUGUCAACGAGUCCUACAUCAAGAAAAUGGCUGCCGAAGCUACGCAGUGGCAGAAGUCUGGCGCCGCGCCUCCUUCGGGUUCUGCAGUGAGUACAGCCCCAGCACCCAAACCUAUGGCCAAGAUGUCAAAGAAUAAAAAGAAGAAGAUGAAGAAGAAGCAAAAGAAGCAGGCAGAGCUGCUGGAGAAGAGGAUCCAGGAGAUGGAGGGAGGCGCAACACCUGAAGGAGGAGAGGAGGAGGAUGACGAAGAGACGACGACAACAACAGAGACCACUGAAGAUACGACUUCCUUAGCCACCCUCUCUAUGUCUGCCACACUGCAAGACAUUGCUAGCCAUACUAUCACAGACUCUACUCCGGACGAGCAGCCCCAGCAGAUGCCGGAGGUAAAUGAGCGAAGAGAUGAUACUGCAGUAGGGGAGAACAGGAUGGAGGUGAACUGCAACGGCCACGCCUCCACACCGGAGAGCGAGAGCAGCCUAGAGGUACAAGGGACCAAGCCGUCGACAGAGGAGCAAGAGGACCAACUGAAUGCAAACCGACCAGAAAGUAACGCGGAGACAGAGGACACGUUAGGUUUCAAAGAAGAGCACCAGACCUGUAAUGGUUUGCCCGGUGACACCGACCUGCAGCAGCUCCCUGCCUCUCUCGGCCCAGACUCUGUCACUGUGGAGCUAAAGGAGGGAGACGAGGAGGAGAAGAAGGGGGAGGAGAUGGACACUCGAGGGGAGACCAAAAGAGGAGAGGAUGAAGAAGACGACCAGAAUGGAGCAUCAGGAAAUAUGUUAGUAAACCCCCUGGAGCCCAUUAAUGCUGACAAGCUGCAGGUUAAGAUUGCUGACUUGGGCAACGCCUGCUGGGUGCACAAACAUUUCACAGAUGACAUCCAGACGCGGCAGUAUCGUUCUCUUGAGGUGCUGACAGGAGCUGGCUACAGUACACCAGCUGACAUCUGGAGCACAGCCUGCAUGGCAUUCGAGCUUGCCACUGGAGAUUAUCUGUUUGAACCGCACUCUGGAGAAGACUACUCCAGAGAUGAAGAUCACAUAGCGCUGAUCAUCGAGCUGCUGGGUAAAGUUCCUCGGAAGCUGAUCUUGGCGGGCAAAUACUCCAAGGAGUUUUUUACCAAGAAAGGUGACCUGCGUCACAUCACCAAGCUGAAGCCGUGGGCUUUAUUUGACGUGUUGGUAGAAAAGUACGAGUGGUCCAAAGACGAGGCGCACACGUUCAGCAGCUUCCUGCUGCCAAUGCUGGACCUGGUGCCUGAAAGGAGGGCCACGGCAGCCCAGUGCCUCUCCCAUCCAUGGCUCACAACCUAGACACCAUUUGACACACCUCCACCCUCCCAUAUUGUGAAAGUAAAAAUUAGGUUUGAAGAUCCUGGGCUAACAAACACAUUCAUGUCUGCAAUACCCUGUGACUGCAUCGUGGCUGCAUCCACCUGUCAUGGCUCUCAGAGGCUACCCACACACACACUUCCAUAAACACAAGAAAAAGAGAAAGUGCUGCUGAGUCUUUGUCCUGAUUUGGAUUACACUGGUGAUAGAAGGAACUCUUGGUCUUCUCCCUGUAUUUAUGACUUUUUUCUUUUCUCUUUUUUUUUUACUGGCUGCAUAGGACUUAAUGACCUUUCUCUUCUUUUUUCUGACUCCAACUCUUUCUCUACAGCACACUCUUAUCUGUAUUUUUAGCUCUAGAUAAUGGACUCUGUUGGAUUUAAAAUGAAGCUGCACUUGUCUACAGAUGCAGAAGGGCAGCAGGACGUUAAAUGGACACAAAGAUUGCCAUCAAAGCCACAUACUGAAUUUAAUAAGCCAAAUCUGUCUGUCGGUCAUCAUAUUAGCUGUGCCAGCUUUUAUGCCUUUGGCUGUCAAAUGUGUGCAAAGUGCUCAGAAUUAAUCACUGCAUAAUGCUAACAGGCAUGGUGAGAGACUAAUAACGUUCUUAGCACUGUUAGCUUUAACCUAAAACCUUUUGUACAUUUGUAUACAGGCGGGACUACAUGAUCAGAAACAUACAUUUCAUAUACAUUUUAAAAAUUGUGCCCCAUGUCAGGAAAGAGACUCAUCUUGAAAUCAAACUGUAUUUUUCAGGAAAAUGUGUGAUCUCAGAUUUUUUCAAGUGUUGUUAGGUGGUGUUCAUUUCAGCAUCAUCUUAUGUUGUCUUAAAAAAAAAAGCACUUGGUACAAUAUAUUGUGAAAAUUGUGUUUCAUACCUGGAUCACUUUGUGUAUCAUUUCUCACAUUAGGUCAAAUCAAACUAUAUGUGAAUCCACAUCCAGAGUACAGUACAGUGUACCAAAGAGUCGGCCUUUAGUCUCUUUGUCUUUGUACGGUUUCUAGAUGAGACUGUCAGCAGUGCAGAUUUAGAGGCGCGAGCUGAAAGGUUUGAGCAUUUUGUUUUUAUACUUUUUGGAAAUGCCUCGACGAUUGUUCAGCUGAAUUCAAGAUGUAUGAAAAUGAAUGCUUCGUUUCGAGUGCACUGCACAUGGAGAUGUUUGAUUUGAAAAUAACUGAUUGUACUAAAAACAAAUGCUACAAUGCUUUGAAUCCCUUCAGAACCAUUUUGCUUGUUUUUCUACAAAGUCUGCCCUCUUAAUUUGAUUGUUCAUUUCAUUUUUCUGUAGGUAAUAAGAAUAAACAUUUUUCAAAAUCUAA